AGCCAAGAGUGCAACAUUGUGGGCAAUGGGCAUAUCACAUCUCCUGAGUCCUAACUCAUUAUCAUCUCUAUUAUCUUCUCCAGUGCCAGUCCCAGUCCCCACCACAACCGUAAUCUUGAACCACUGGUUCAGGAAGCUCGCGCUGACAGAUUCUUUGAGAAUUCACUACACAGGUUUCUUAUUGGGAGCAAGCAAAGUACAGAGAGUUCUUUAUCAUUCCAACGCACAAAUUAAUGGCUUCUCUCUCUCUUUCUCCUAACCUAGCAAACCUCCCUUCUCUGCUCCAUCCCCAAUCUCCUAAACCCCCUCCAUCUCUGAGCCUUGGCGUUCUAUCCAAAUCCGCCAAAUCGCACCUUUAUCCCCUCAAAUUCCGUUACCCAUCCUCGACCCCUUCUUAUUCUUCAGCACCAAAGAGCUUCAUCUUCGCCAAGGUGACGAAAGGAACGGUGCCACCGGAGUUCACAUUGAAAGAUCAGGAGGGAAAGAAUGCGAGCCUUUCGAAAUUCAAAGGCAAGCCUGUGGUGGUUUAUUUCUACCCUGCAGAUGAGACCCCAGGCUGCACCAAACAGGCGUGUGCUUUCAGGGAUUCAUAUGAGAAAUUCAAGAAGGCAGGAGCUGAAGUUGUUGGGAUUAGCAAUAACAAUACUACAUCACACAAGAACUUUGCUAAGAAAUAUAGACUCCCAUUUACAUUGCUAAGCGAUGAAGGGGACAGGGUGAGGAAAGAGUGGGGAGUCCCUGGAGAUUUUUUUGGUGCAUUGCCAGGAAGACAGACGUACGUGCUUGACAAAAAUGGAGUUGUUCAACUCAUCUAUAACAACCAGUUUCAGCCGGAGAAGCAUGUUGAUGAAACACUAAAGCUACUUCCAAGUCUUUAAUCUGCAGGCUGUAUGUUGAUAUGUAAUUUUUGAACUUUAUGUGUGUGCUGCACUGUUAAGGAUUAAUCCGACAAACAUCAAUGAAUAGAUUGCUCUUCAAGUGCAGCGUCCAUUUCGGGUUAUUAAUAAUAACACUUAGUUUAAACACUUUUGCACACAUUUCGUAAACCUACAAUCCUUCACAUAGACAUACCAACAAAAACGUGUAAGGGAAAAAACCAGUGCCAUUACAGAUGCACAAAUCAACGUUUGGGCGCGCUAACCAAGCUUGUGACAUACAUUAGUCUGAUGUUUAUGGGCACAAUUUACAUAUUUUUCAGAU
Messenger RNA from Cuscuta epithymum, 1200 nucleotides. Lineage: Eukaryota; Viridiplantae; Streptophyta; Magnoliopsida; Solanales; Convolvulaceae. The record is from the annotation of a GenBank genome assembly.